Striga hermonthica is the source of this 450-nucleotide messenger RNA. NCBI's taxonomy places the organism in Eukaryota, Viridiplantae, Streptophyta, Magnoliopsida, Lamiales, Orobanchaceae. The record is from the annotation of a GenBank genome assembly.
AUGGAUUCGUCGAGCGGCGGUGCGUCGUCGGAGAACGCGGUGGAUCAGAGGAAGAGGAAGAGGAUGAUCUCGAAUCGGGACUCGGCGCGUCGGAGCAGGGCGAGGAAGCAGAAGCAUUUGGACGAUUUGGUGGCGCAGGUGGCGGAGCUGAGGGAGGAUAACAGCCGGAUCCUCGCCGGUCUGAACGCCGCCGCGCAGAAUUUCGCCGGCGUGGAGUCGGAGAACGCCGUGCUCAGGGCGCAGAUGGCGGAGCUGAGCCACCGGCUGCGGUCGCUGGAGGAGAUUUUGGGGUUCCUCGGCGGAGGAGAUCUCGGGGUGGCUUUCGCGGCGGCGCCGGCGUAUGGGAUGUCCGAGCUGGCGGUGUUCGGCGGCGGUGGAGGGUUAUGGAAUUGCUCGAGCCAGCCGAUUAUGAUGGGGGCGGCUCCGGCGGAUCCUGGGUUUCUGUACUAA